UUUCGAUAACAAAAGUUUGACCACGCCCACUAAAUUGUCAUUAAACAAUCGUUACACAAAUAAGUGUAAUUAUCUUUUUUUUUGAAAAGAAGGCAAAUUUUACAAUGUGAUAUCAAAUUUACUUCGGUUCGAAAUAUUGUUUGGAUAUAUAAAUGUGAAGUGGUCAAACAUGGCAUAAUUAUUCCUGUGCGUAUGUGUGUGAUUUAUGAAUUUUAAUAGAGUAUAUAAGAUAUAGCGGUUACUAUGACAACCAAGUUCGAAAUGGACAAUAACUUUACAGCUAAUACUUAAUGCAUAUAUAGAAAAAAAACUCCAGACUAACCUUGACAAUAGAUUUGAAAAAUGUAGAACGAAAUGUUUAUCAAGGAGAAAAAAAAGAAUUCGAGUAACUCUAAUUAAAUAACUUUAGGAAGUUCGCACCCGUCACGAAAGAAUGACAACUAGUGACAUUGAGGCGUCAUUUCUCUUGUAACUAUACAAACUGAAAUUGUAACAUAAUGAAACUGAGAUUUACUAAAUGUAAGAAACAAAGCAAACACUAAUGGCAGAUGAACGUAUCUUAUUCACUACAAUACGAACACACGACAACUUUCGUGACCAAAUAUGCAUUUUUUUGUAAACAUAUUCAACAGUUAAUCAAUUAGUAACAUAUUAAACUAAAAUAACGGCAAUAUUAUUGGAUUUUACACCGAAAUGAUCUGAACAUUAAAUUAAAAAUGAAAAGGAUAACAUAUUGAUUAAAUAUCAUAUUUAAACAGCAAUAUGACAUUGCAUCAUAUCAUAAAUGAAGUUGAAGCUUGAAACUUUAGGUCACUUAGCAAUAAUGCUACAUACAAAUAUUAUAUUUGAACUAACAAGUAAUGAAAUAAACAAAGAAAUUAAUACCAAUGAUGAACAGAACAACGUAGGAGAUCAGUCAGAUACAAAUCGAGGUAAAUUAAAACUUCGCGGUCAAAUGAAAUAUAUGAGUGAAUGGGAUGCUAUCGUAUUUCUUGGAACACCAAUUAUGCGUGAUGUGGAUUCAAUGCUAGAACUAGGUUUAUAUUUAAAUGAUUUGAGUAUGCAUGAUUCUAGCCGUGAUAUGGUAUUGGCUGGUGAACAACAGUCGGCUGAACUGAAAUUAGCACUGGAACAGGAAAAUGAAAAAAGUAAACGUUUGGAAGAAAGUUUAAGAAGAUUAGACGAAGAAAUGAGAAGAACUGACGAAUUAUUAUAUCAGAUGAUACCACGUUCUGUAGCUGAAAGGCUUAGAGCUGGUGAAGCUGCAGUAGAUACUUGUGAGACAUUCGAUAAUGUCACCCUGUUAUUAAGUGAUGUAGUAGGAUUUACAACAAUAUGCAGUGGUCUUGCACCAUUGGAAGUUGUAAGUCUACUUAAUAAACUUUAUUCAGUAUUCGAUGGACUUACAGAAAAACAUAAAGUUUAUAAGGUUGAAACGAUUGGUGACGCUUACAUGAUUGCAUCAGGAUGCCCAUCACGUACAGAUUAUCAUGCUCCAUUUAUUGCUGAGAUGGCACUCGAUAUGGUUGAAUCAGUUCAAACAGUUAAAGAUGAAUCUAAGGAACCACCAGAAAGUUUACGAAUACGUGUUGGUGUACAUUCAGGUCCAGCCGUUGCUGGUGUUGUAGGUGUAAAAAUGCCACGUUAUUGUUUAUUCGGUAGUACAGUUACAACAUCGGAACUAAUGGAACAAACUAGUUCACCUCAAAGAAUACAAGUCAGUGUGAAAGCAUAUGAAAAUCUUUUAAAAUACGGUGUUUAUGAUUUAACUGAGAAGGGAAGAGUUGAAUUAAAAGAUGGUGGUACAAUAUUAACUUAUUGGUUAAAUGGUAGAUCAAAUUCUUCAGAUGAUGAGAAAACUGCUAAAUUCUUAGAUGAAUUAAAUACUGAACGUGAAAGAAUUGCCGAUUCCAAUAUGGCUUCAUCACAUCAACGUUCUGGUGAAAGCUGGGAAUCUGUAACAGCUAGUCGUUGUAGUUCCGCUAGAACAUUGGCAUCAAAACGUAGUUCAAUGUCAAUAUCUCAACGUGCUAGUUUAGCAGAUCCAGGAAUUGAUAUAAAAUCAAUGGCAAGAUUAAAAAGUUUAGCACAAAUUAAUGAAAAUAAUAAACGUUAAAGUAUUACAAAGUAGAAAUUGAAACAAACAAACAAACAAACAAACAAACAAAAAGUCCCUAAAUGAAUAAACAAUGACAAUAUAGAAACAUUUAAAAAGGAAAAGAGAGAAGAGUGAAUAUUUAUUAUUAUUAUUUUUGUUGGUUUUGUUUUCAUUGUUUCGUUGUACUUAUUAUUCUUCUACUUCGAAACAACAACAAACAUUUGAUUGAACAUAAUUAAGAUGAAAUAUGUUUAUCAAUUAAAUAAGGAGAAUGUUUAUUUAGAGUUAUUAUUUGUAUGUAUU
Molecule: messenger RNA, 2401 nt
Organism: Schistosoma haematobium
Lineage: Eukaryota; Metazoa; Platyhelminthes; Trematoda; Strigeidida; Schistosomatidae
Product: Soluble guanylate cyclase 88E
Exons: 10
Coding region: 785-2116 (443 amino acids)
Biological process (GO): response to oxygen levels; nitric oxide-cGMP-mediated signaling; cGMP biosynthetic process
Cellular component (GO): guanylate cyclase complex, soluble
Molecular function (GO): guanylate cyclase activity; oxygen sensor activity
Source: RefSeq, a predicted model, not a curated record